GGGCCACCACACACGUCGUUCAUUUGUUUACACCUGCAGGAUAAAGGUGACGGUGUUUAGCCUAGCUUAGCUAGCCACCAGUAAAUAAUGUUAGCUUAUGUAUGCUGCUGUCUGGAAGUGGGGAUGUUAAGGCGGAGUCAUUUCAUGAGGAUGAUUCAGGCGGAUGAAAGCGGAGUGGAUUAUUUAAUGAAAUGCUACCUUAGGUCCCAUUAGUUCGUCGUCCCCCUGUGAACAGUAUCUGGGUGCCUCGGCAGACGCAGAUCAGUUUGCAGUUCUUGGUCUCCGCAGACAACCUCAGCUGGCUCCAGCUCAACAGGACCCUGAUCUUCUACUUUUCUUUUUUAUUUUUCACGUUUCUUCUACUCUUCACAGUCAUGGCAGACUUCUUCUAUAAGGAUUACAACGACCUUUUUUGAGACUUUUCAGCCUCCUGUGCGGGGACUCAUGUCUCCACGGACCCACUAAAUGCCUUUCAUUGAAAAAGGGCUUCGGACGUUCAGUGUCGAGAAUGUGCAGGAUCGACCAAUGGUCUGAUUAAGAUGGGAAAUAAACAAACAAUAUUUACCGACGAGCAACUUGAUGCCUACCAGGACUGUACAUUUUUCACCCGCAAAGAAAUUCUACGGUUGCAUGGCAGAUACCACGAGUUGGCUCCUCAUCUUGUACCGAUGGACUACACAAAUGAACCUGAUUGUAAACUGCCUUUAGCCUUAAUAGUCAACAUGCCAGAAUUAAAGGAAAACCCUUUCCGCAACAGGAUCGUAGAGUCUUUCUCAGAGGAUGGGAUGGGGAAUCUCAGCUUCAAUGAAUUUGUCGACAUGUUCUCGGUCCUCAGUGAAAUGGCACCCAGAGAGCUCAAGGCCAUUUAUGCAUUCAAAAUAUAUGAUUUCAAUGUGGAUAACUAUCUGUGUAAAGAGGACCUUGAGAAGACUCUGAAUAAGCUGACAAAGGAGGAGCUGACUCCAGAGGAGGUUGAGCUGGUGUGUGAGAAAACCAUUGAGGAGGCAGACUUAGAUGGGGACAGCAAACUCUCCUUCGCUGACUUUGAAAAUAUGAUAUCCAGGGCUCCUGACUUUUUAAGCACCUUCCAUAUACGAAUUUGAUGGGAAGUUUCCAUUGUUGAUAAUGGGUUGAACCUCUGGACUCUUUCGUCACCCUGUCCUGGCCACAACACAGUGCUUGUUUUCCCGUCGUAAGAAAACAUGCAUCAGUCAGACGGCAACAUACUGGAUAAAAGUGAAUCCCCAGGGUACUCACUUUCUUUACUCUAGAUGAAAAUGUAGUUUCCUUUUACUAGCUAUGAAAGGGCUUGACCUGAAAUGGUCUUUUGGUGGGGAAAAGGCUGUUUCUUCUGCAUUUUUAAGAUGAAAUAGAGCAAAAAAAUGAGCCAGACUCUGCUGCUUAUGGUGUACAUUCAAGAAUGCAUCAAAAGCUUAUCUACCUACAUAUGUAUAUUGCACAUGGGAUACCCCAGUCAAGUCUUCCUACAAUGUUACAUAAGAGAUAAAUUAUUUAUAAGGAUGAGGACUAAGCUUGAAGGUAACUGAAGCACAGUGUUAGCUUUAAGGGCAUACAGAUAUUUUAUAUGAGCUAUAUUUAUACAUGCUGUGUAUGGCAUACAGUGUUUAAAGUUAUUUGAUUACAGAACUGGAAAAUGAUGACAAUCGUAUCUUUCUGUUCUCCAGUUUAAGGGCUCUCAUGUGAACUGUUUUUGGAAGCUACUAUCUUCUGCCUCAGCCAGUAUCAUGAGAUUUUAAAUACAGCCAUGUUUUUUUGGAUUGACAUGUUACUGCAUUUAAUGUGACUUCAGGUAUUAUUCAUAGUACUUUGAAUAAAUAUUUUUUUCUCUGUGUGUUCUAGGUGUAAAUUC
Messenger RNA from Cheilinus undulatus (humphead wrasse), 1870 nucleotides. RefSeq names its product calcium and integrin binding family member 2 (gene cib2). Bases 540 to 1103 code for a protein of 187 amino acids. NCBI's taxonomy places the organism in Eukaryota, Metazoa, Chordata, Actinopteri, Labriformes, Labridae. The transcript has 7 exons. The record is from RefSeq and is a predicted model, not a curated record. Gene Ontology annotation, molecular function: calcium ion binding.